Molecule: messenger RNA, 1296 nt
Organism: Durusdinium trenchii
Lineage: Eukaryota; Dinophyceae; Suessiales; Symbiodiniaceae
Source: the annotation of a GenBank genome assembly
CUGGAAAUCUGUGCCGUUCUCCGUACCGCCGUCUUGACGUCAUGGCUUCGGCAAAAUACGAUGGCUUUGGUGGAGGAUGGGGAACAAUGACUGGAGGCAAUGCCGCAAUGGGUACGAUGCAGACAGCAGCUUUGCCGACUCAGGCAGUGGGAACUGCUGGGGGCACUGCCUUUCAGCGGCAGAACUUUGGAAACACCGCAUCCAUGGCCACCCAGAACAUUGCAGAUAUGCAGUACAAGACGAUGGCACCUGAUGUCAUGAAGACACAGCCUGGCGGUGCGUAUGCCAACAACUAUGAUGCUAUGGCAACAAGAGCUCCACCAACACAGACUGAUGCGUACGGUUAUGGGGGAUCGGGCUGUGGGGGUCGACCAAGCAGUGGCUAUGGAUGUGGGUCGUCGCGGAACAUGGGAGGCUACGGAGGACAGAAUGGCUACGCAGAUGGCUAUGGAGGAUCAAACUAUGGAACGGGCUAUGGAGGCUCAGCUUAUGGAGGUUCUGGGUGUGGCUACGGUUAUGGCUAUCCAACCAGCUAUGCACAAGGGCAACAAGGCCAAGGCUGCCAAGGCCAAGGUUAUGGAGGCUCGGCUUAUGGCCAAAACUAUGGCUAUGGAGGAUGCGGCCAAUGUGGUCAAGGUCAGGGUGGCUAUGGCUAUGGAUAUGGAGGUGGUGGCACUGGCUAUGGCGCUUAUGGCUAUGGCGGAAGCCAAGGAGUAGCUCCCUAUCAAGGUUACAGUGAGAGGGGCUAUGGAGGUAUGAAUGAGAUGGUGGCAACCCAGCAGUUGUCAGCGCAACAGGUUUACAGCCGAGAAGUUCCUGGUUCCUUUGCAGCUCCUGGCUACAAUGCCUACAUGGCUGGAUCAGGCUACCCUCCAGGCCAUCCUGCAGCAGCUGCAGCACAAGGGCAAAUGCCUGUGGGUCGGAAGCCUGGACGCACCCGCCGAAGCAUUUGCUGCUGAAGAGUGUGGCCUGAAGACUCUUUCAGUGGCUUUUAUGAUUCAUAUCGUUGUAUCACUCAGAAAUGAUUUGCAUUGAGAUUGCUUACUUCCAGUGCAUAGGGAUGCAUAGGGCAUAUAUGUGGACUUUGCCCAACAUCCCAAUGCCUGGAUAUCUCUUGCGUCUUUCACAUAUCUUUUCAUCAUCGCUUUCGACGGAGAUGGACGUGCGUGUAGCUCAAAAGCGCUGCUGAGUUCUUGGGUUUGGACAUGUCGAUCAAAAACAAGGUCCCUUUAGACAUACACUAGCUAUGCCACUGUAACGUGAAGUUUGUUGAAGUAUUGAAAUUUAGAUCCCUGA